Brettanomyces bruxellensis is the source of this 1737-nucleotide messenger RNA. RefSeq lists its product as uncharacterized. The record is from RefSeq and is a predicted model, not a curated record. NCBI's taxonomy places the organism in Eukaryota, Fungi, Ascomycota, Pichiomycetes, Pichiales, Pichiaceae. Gene Ontology annotation, molecular function: tRNA (uracil(54)-C5)-methyltransferase activity, S-adenosyl methionine-dependent. Gene Ontology annotation, biological process: tRNA processing. Bases 1 to 1737 code for a protein of 578 amino acids. The transcript has a single exon.
AUGAGCAGCAGUAUAGCAGAAGCAUCUGGCGGUGUGUCCACGACAUCGCUCAAGAGAAAGCCGGAUACAGGUAGCGGUAAUAUAGGGGGAGAAAGUGCAGAGCCAAGAAAGAAAAGACAUGGAGGAAGAAGAGGCGGCAGAUGGAAUAAAAGAAAGAUGAAAAAGCAGCAGGCAAAGCAGGAUCCAGACCCAACGACUGCAGAGGGCAUACUAACGAAGUUCACGAUUCCGAGACUGUUGAAAGAGGAGGGAGUUUCGGCCGAUAGUCUCAUAUUAAACGACGGGACGAAAAACUGGCGGUUCGAAGAUCAGAUUGUUGAGGGAGUGAAGAUAAAGGCGGUUGAUCUGCGUGGGGACGGGCUAGCUGUGAUCGAGAGGAGUGAGGAGGCUGAGGGCGAGCGGAAAAACCUUGUUUGCGUGAUUCCAUUCGGGUUACCGGGAGACACAGUGAAGUUAAAGCUAAGAGAGCAUCGAAAGAUCAUCAACGGAGCAGGAUUUAUCACAGCAGACCUUUUGGAGGUUCAGGAGGCGUCAGAGCUGCGGCUUGCAAACGAAAAGAUCCCCUGCAAGUACUUUGGGCUCUGUUCAGGAUGCCAAUUGCAGCAUUUAGGGUACGUGGACCAGCUCAAGCUGAAAAAAAGAACAAUCGAGAACGCCUACAUGUUUCUCACGAGUAAAGAGGUUCAGGAAAAAGAGGAUAUAGCCGGUAAGAUCUGUGAGACGGUGGGCAGUCCGCUGCUUAUGGGAUACAGAACAAAGCUCACCCCACACUACGAUCUGAAGGAUGUAAUUGCUGUUCCUCCCAGAAUGCCAAGAAUUGGAUAUGAGGCAAAAGGAAGGCCGGAAUGGAACGGCAAGCCGGCGGAAAACAGCCGGGUCAUCGACAUUGAAGACUGCAUCAUUGGCACGCCGAUUGUCCGGCAAGGUAUGAAGGAUGAACGGAGCCGUUUGCGGAAGAAGUUCGAGACUGAGGGCCAGAUUACGAAAAAAGGCGCUACUCUUCUUUUGAGGGAGAACACAAUCCCGGAGUCGGCCAAAGAGACCGCUGAGGGUUCCGUGGACAUUCAAACGGGCAAAACAAGCACCAUGGACUGCGAGGUUGGCGGUGAGAAAUUCGUCAAAACGUGUGUGACAAGACAUAAAGCCACCGUUAACGAAUAUGUGGACGGGUUGCACUUCACUUUUCUGGCAAACGAGUUCUUCCAGAACAACAACUCAAUCCUCCCCAAAGUGUUGGAGUACGUGCAGGGGAAACUUGAUCUAGGCGGCAAGGACAGCAGUUAUCUUGUGGAUGCAUAUUGUGGAUCUGGUCUUUUUUCCAUCGCUAGUGCCAAAAGUGUGAAGCAAAGUCUUGGUGUGGAGAUUCAGCCGCAGUCGAUCGACUUUGCCCGCAAGAACGCCGAGCUCAACCAUAUCGACAACUGCAAAUUCAUCGUUGGUAAGGCUGAAAAGCUUUUUGAGAGCAUUGAUUUUCCCAAAGAUCACACUUCGGUUAUUCUAGACCCACCGAGAAAGGGCUGCGAUAAGGUUUUCUUGGACCAGUUGAGCAGCUUCGAGCCUAGAAGGAUUGUCUACGUGUCGUGUAACGUCCAUUCCCAGGCCAGGGAUGUCCAAAUGUUUCUCACAGACACGAAAAACGGCUCAAAAUACCACAUAGAGUCCAUUCGGGGUUUUGACUUCUUCCCACAGACUUACCAUGUUGAAAGUGUUGCCGUUUUGACCCGGGCUGAGCAGUGA